Microplitis mediator is the source of this 4279-nucleotide messenger RNA. It is a transcript of the gene nvy, whose product is annotated as protein CBFA2T1-like. Bases 552 to 3530 code for a protein of 992 amino acids. Gene Ontology annotation, molecular function: transcription corepressor activity. Gene Ontology annotation, cellular component: nucleus. Gene Ontology annotation, biological process: DNA-templated transcription; negative regulation of DNA-templated transcription. NCBI's taxonomy places the organism in Eukaryota, Metazoa, Arthropoda, Insecta, Hymenoptera, Braconidae. The transcript has 10 exons. The record is from RefSeq and is a predicted model, not a curated record.
CUUAAGUUUUCGUUGGGACGACUAUUGGGAACUCACGCGGGGGCGUAGAUUAACAAACAUGUCGGACAGUAACUUAUACUUUUAAAUGCAUAACCCAUGUGAUAGUAGGAUAAAUAAAUAAAAUGUUAUUAAAUUUCAUAGACAUAUCAUCUUGGACGGGUAAAAACUAAAAACAAAAAAGUAUACAUGAUGCCGAACGAAUUUUAUUGGUCGGCUAUUUAAUUAAAUGUAAAAUAAAUCACGAAAAAAGUGAUAAAAAUAUAUGUGAUCUUAGUUGCCGCGCUUUGUGUACGAACGUCUCAUAUGAAAGAAAACCUCAUGAAAUUAAUGCAAAAAUUUUUUAAAUUAUAGGAUAAUAACAACAUUACUAUAAUUAACAUUUAUUUACUUGAAACAACAAAAAUAAUAUUUUCAGUUUUAAAGUUUUAAGUUAAGCUUUACAAACUAAUCUGGCAAUAUUUAAUCGUUUUUUUUUUUAAACUGUUACGAAUAAAGUGUAUCUGUAUAUAAGUAUUAAAUUAAUAAUAACAAACAACACUAAUACAAGUAUCAUGGCACAAGGAACUCCUGAAUCAGAUAUUGGAAGCUUCGAGUGCUUUACUAAUUACACUGCACCUGAAGUAUUUAUUCAAGGACUCGCCGGCCUUGUUGACCAACAAGAUGUUGAAUCUAUGAUAAGAGCUCAAAAACAAAUGUUACAAAGAUUUGAAAAAACUAAUGAAAUGCUGACUAAUUGUAAUCAAUUGUCUAUUAGUCGUCUAAAAUCUGCUGGUGCUGAAUUUAAAAAACAUACAGCUUUGUUAGCUGAAAUGAAAAAAGAUUUAGAUUACAUAUUUAAAAAAAUUAGAAUUGUAAAAAAUAAAUUAAAUCAACAAUAUCCACAAGCAUUUAAUGAAGCCGUAAGAAGUAGUUUAGCUGAGGAGGUAUUAGUUGAAGAUAUUAAUCAAGGACCAAAGCCACUAGAACCGGAAAUUAUUACCCCAGUAAACAAUACGUCAACAGUAGCAGAAAAAAAUCAAGACCCCGAUUCUGAUGAUUUUACUAUGAAAGCAGAGGGAUCAGCUACUGCAAUCGUUGUAUCGCAAAAAGUAAAAAUAAAAGAAGAAAUAAAAGAAUGUGAGUCACAGGAAUUAUCCCUAUCAUUUGAUAAAGAUUUACCGUCGACUGAUACGACUACUGCUAUUAACGAAAGUAUAAUCACAGCAUCUGUUACAACUAGCACAAUCCAAACUAGUACCAUUACAAUCAAUAAUUCAUCUAAAUCCUCAAAAAUACCAACGACUAUUCAUAACACCAACUCUGUUGUUGGUUUAAUUGCAAAGGAAUCUUUGCCAGGUGAUUUUAAAAAUAAAGAGGUAUUAUCCCUUGUAAAUCGCUCGCAAGAAAAUGACAGUGAAGAAGAAUCACAUGACCGAGAAGAUAAUAUAUCAUCGUCUCCGACUAAUUGCAGUUUACUCAAACAAAAUUUAUCACAUCAUCAGCAACAAGAAUCCUCCUUGGUCGAAUUCAAUAAUGGACAAAAAUCUUUAUCCUUGUCGACGGAAAAGCAAAGUCUUAAAGAAAUAUCUAUCAAAGUCGAAGACCAAGUCGAAGAUCUAUCUACUAUGACAGGGGGUGCAGAUAAAAUCGAAGAAAAUUUAACAAUAUCUGAAAUCAAUAAAUGUGACUUGAGCUCAUCUAAUACUAAAAAUAGUAUUGGACCCAGAUGCGUUGCAAGUAUUUUUACAGGACAUACUAAAUUUAGAAGACUUCUGGGUACUCUUGUACAAUUUGCAAAUAAUAUAUCUAAUGAUACUGGUGAUACUGUUCGAACUCUUAUAUUUGGGCUUUUGAGUGGUGGAUUGGCUGCAGAAGAGUUUCAUGCAUCUCUACAAGAAGCAACUAAUUUUCCUCUUAGAGAUUUUGUUUUACCGUACCUAAAACACACACUCCCUUUACUUCACCGAAAUAUUACUGCUGCUGCUAGGUCCAAUAAUCAAACAUGUGCGCAAUAUUUGCGAUGUAAUGAGUCAGCUAUACUGGAGACUAUCAGUCUUAUCGUACCGUCUGGAGAAAUAGUUCAACUAUUUGGUGAUUACAAUAACAGCAGCAGUAGCAGUAGCAGCAGCAACAACAGCAGCAGUAGUUGUAAUUACGGAAUACGUUCUACGUGUAUGACCAAUUCAAAUAUAAACUCAUUCCUACAAUCUUCAAAUUCUUUUUCAACAGUAUCUCUUCACCAUUGCAAUACUGGAAAAGCAGUUAAACGUCGAGCUUCUGAUACUUUGUAUUAUGAGAAUGGUGUUGAAGAUCCUGUAAUUUAUGGUAAACGGCCAGUUAAUUCGUGUAAUCAUUCUCAGCAUCAUCAACAACAACAACAACAACAACAACAUCAAUCACCUGAUUCUUAUUGCUUGUAUCAUUUGUCUUCUGGUAAUACUGUUCAAAAUAAUUUACAAACAUCUGGACACGGAAACAAUCUCUUACCACCAAAUCUUAUUCAAAUCAAUCAAUCGCCGUCAUUUAGUUCAUACCAUCGAUCACAGCAACAGCAACAACAACAACAACAACAACAACAACAACAAUUAAAUUACAUGACCGCAAGUGCACAAAAUAUCUCAAGUCUUGAUGAUGAAUGGAAAAAUAUUCAUGUAAUGCUCAAUUGCAUCUUAGGUAUGGUAGAAAAAACAAAACGUGCUCUGGUGAUUUUACAAAAACGUGGUUCAUCUAGUCCUAGUGGUGGUAGUGGUAGUGGUAAUAGUAGUAGUACAACUACUCCUACAGUAGCUAAUGUUUCUCAACUUAUUUCUUCUACUCAGAAUCUAAGUAGUAACAAUAGUAAUCAUAAUUGUUUAAAUGGAUCACAAGUAGAGGCAACCGGAGAUCGUGGUGGUAAUCUUAAACGACUUUCUGGAGAAAUAGUUGCUCAAACAAUAAGAGCUACUCAAGAUCGUCUCACUGCGGAAAUUAAAAGACAUGCUGAAGAAGCUGUCCAAGAAGUAAAACGUGUUGCUAUGGCUGAAGUGCAACGUGCAGUAGCAGCAGCAGUCGCUGAAUCUCAAGCCAACGAAAGACUUGGGACUAAUCAACAGCAUAUUGAUGGUUCAGUUUUACAUUUAAAAAAUUAUGGAAAUAUCAGACAAGGAUCAUUUUUCCGUCUAAAUAGUCAUUUCAUUAAUCAAAAUAUCGAGAUGACGUCAAAAACUAAUAUAGGCACAACUGUUAAUUCAAAUUUAUCCAAAGAGGAUGAUAAAGAAGCUAUUCAUCAUCUUUCUAAUUCCGCAUCUAGUUGUUGGAAUUGUGGAAGAUCAGCUAUGGAAACUUGUGGUGGAUGUGGAAUUGCAAGAUACUGCAGUUCUUUUUGCCAACAUCGUGAUUGGGAAACAGGUAGACAUCACAUAACCUGUCGUCACACAAGUCCGCCAACUAGUGAAUCACGUCGUUCAUCUUCACGUAGUCCACCAAGAGUUGUUACUUUAAUUCAAAAUGAUGUUAUCGGCGUUGCUAAUAAUGGUGCUAAUUUAUCUAACAAUAUUACUCAACCAAAGUGAUAAAAAAACUAUUUUUUUUUUUUUUCUUCUAAUUAAUUUAAUUGAAAAAUUAAUAUAAUAUACAAAAUUAUUAUUUAAUAAUUAAAUAAUAACAAAGUUUUCUUGAUAUUCAUCGAUGUAUUAAUAUUUAGAUAUUUUUUAAGGUGAUAGUCAUUAUUAUUAUAUAUUACAUUACUCUAUUUCUUAAUUACAUAUCAUUGUAUAAAGCGCGCGCGGAAAUAUUCGAUUGCGAUUAUAACUAAUACUUUAAUACAAGAUAUAAAUUUAAAUAUUUCAGUAAAAAUACAUCAAAUCUUAAGAUUUUAUUUAUAUUAUUAUGUAAUAUUAUCAUAUAUAAAUAAUGACAAAAAAAUUUUGGGAAAUGGUAGAAUAACUUUUUACAUUUGCACAUAACAAAAUUAUUUACAUUAUAAGUACAUAUUAAUAAUUAUUAACUAUAAAAUCACUUAACAAUAUUAUUAAUCAAUCGGUUCUCUCUCAUUGUUUAAGUUUUUAUGAUUUCAUACAUAAUUUUAUUAAUAUCUUUACUUGAAACAAUCAGACAUUUUCCUACUAUGGCCUUGCACGUAUAUCUUCAUUCUAGUCAAUUGAUAUAAUAAGCCAGUGAUAUUUAUGGACUUAAUUUUAUUAUUACGUAAAUAUUUAUCAAUAAAUUAUUUAGGUUUAGACAUAAACAAUGUAUAGUUUAUGAAAUAACUAAUGCACUCAAAUAUUUCAUUAUUAAUAAACAAAAAAUAAUAAAAAUAAUA